AUGGCAGGGAAAACAGCUGUAGACGCUAUUAAAGGAAUGAAUUGUGAACCCGAAAAUAAUAACACCUAUUCGAAGAUCAUCUUUGGAAAAAGCUUGUCUUCGACAGUUCUGUUUGUUCAGUGGAAUAUAGUUUACCAUGAUGACUUACACGGCUACGAAGUUGGAUAUAUUCCAUACAUUAAACGCCACAAAAUGAGCAGCAUACAAGCAAGCAAGGAUGUUACCAGUGUGGUCAUAUCUGGACUGAAAGCAUUUACAAUGUACGAAAUUUAUGUCAGAGCCAUAACACCAUCGAGUGUAUUACCCUGGAGUAAACCUUUCUACCUUAGGACGGAGGAGAUUGUUUUCACAGCACGUCCUCAAAAUCUAAGGCUUCAAUACCUUCAGCCAACUUUAUGUAUUGUUUCUUGGGACGAGGUUGAUUUAAUGGAUAUUGAAAGUGGCUUGGUUCUUGGGUAUUUGGUUAGACUGACUACACCAAAUGGCGAAAGAUCAAAAAUUGUGAAUGGAUCCAGCGAACGUUCUAUUGUCCUAGAUACACUGCAGGCUAAUACUGUUUACAUUGUCAAAGUAGCUUACGUUUCCUUGAAAGGUUUUGGUCCUUUGUCACUACCGCUGUACGUAAAUACUCCAAAAGAUGAUCCUUGUGCAUCUUUACCCUGUUUGAAUGGUGGAACAUGCCAACCCAACUUCUACGGGCCUAUCUUAUUCACCUGUUUAUGUUUACCCAAAUACAGCGGAAAAGUUUGUCAGUAUUAUUCUACAGGUCCUUUUGACAAUGUCACGUGUACAAGCCCUAACGUCACAUUACCGACCGUCAGUCAUUCCCUAAAAGAAGCAACUAUAGUCUAUAGCUCAAAUACCUUGAUAAUACCAGCUAAGGUUAUAACAUUCUGCAUGGAAAAUUACCAGAAAAUCUCUGUUUGGAAAGUCACGCCAAUCGUCUCAUCUCUGGUAGUUUUUCAAAGUAAUAAUAGUGAAAAUUUGACCAUUCCAAUGAGAACUCUCGGUUAUGGCCGAUAUAUGGUAAAUCUCACUGUGAAAAUGAAAAAUUAUGAAGUAUUUAAUCGCGUUGCGGGAUAUAUCCACGUCAAACCGGACCCCUUAGUAGCUAACAUCAAAGGCGGUCCUAGGAGAGUAAAACCAGCAAAUGGAAAAAACAUUGUACUUGAUGCAUCCAUGUCUCACGACUUGGGAACAGGAAACUCAAGAGGGCUUACGUUUACCUGGCUGUGUAGAACGGCAUACGAAUCUUUUCCAGAUAAUGCUUUGGAUUACCCAAUUGUGGAGAUUCCAAUUUUCUUUCCUGGGAACAUUAGUACUUUGCCCUACAAGCGAGGCGGAUGCUAUGGAACUGGACCAGGAAAACUUCCUGGAAAUGGGCCGUUAAUGGAAUUUGAAAGUUAUUACGUUGUCGUCAACACCACUUAUGUUUUCACGGUCAUCGUUAGCAAUAGGAACAGAAGAGCAUUGUUUGUCCAGGAAAUCCAGAUAGUUCCAGGCACGGCACUUAAUGUCAGUAUAAGAUGUCUUCAAAACUGUAAAACUACACCGAACCCAAACAGCAAAAUGGCAUUCCAAUCUAUUUGCAACGAAGGUUCUUCGUGUGGUAAUAUACAUAGCUAUAAGUGGUCGGCAUUCUACAGAAUCAAUUCUUCUUGGCAAGAAAUCAUGGACCUUCAAAACCGUAGCGAAACUCCACUGUCUUCCAAUAUCUUGAUACUCAAAGCAUUUAGCUUACUCACGGGAAAAACGUUACGAAUAACUGUAACAGUGAAUAGGACCAGUGGAUUGCCAGGGAUAACUGAAUACAGAUUUACAACCAACAUUGGUCCAAGGCAUGGAAACUGUAGCGCAUCUCCUAAAAGUGGCAGAGCCCUGAAAACUGUGUUUUACUUCAAAUGUUACAACUGGACAGAUACGGAGCAACCAAUCACCUAUACCUUUAAAUAUAUGACGUCAGACGGAUUUGUACACAUACUUCAAGAGGGAAUUACGUCAUAUCUGAGUGUGGCGUUACCACCUGGCGACGAUAAUCAUAUGCUCAGGGUUGCUAUUGAGAUUGCUGAUUCUGUUGGAACUUACUCUAUCGUAUACACACCCGUACAUGUAUCAGUAGGUGUUGGCGUCAACAAGCAAAAGUUAAUUAAUGACAUAAGUGCAUUGACGGUAGGCAACAGCAGCUCACUUCAUAUUCUCUUCCAAAGAGGAAAAAUUCAAAAAGUCCUACAGUUAUCAAGGAAUGUUCUGUUGACGUUGAAAGAAUAUGAGCAUCAGCUAGUCACGGAUGACGUUAUACAGAUCAAGUCGGCGAUCGUUAAAAAGAUCGCCUCGAUCAAAGCGAAGUCAUUGACAGGAGUCAGGGAGACCGCAUCCAUUAUUGCUCUAGCUAUGUACAAGAUAGGUGAUGUGGAUCAUGAAGCUGAGAUAAAAGCUGCAAAAGCCCUUGUUUCCUUAACGUCAGUUCUGGAGCAGUUGGGGCCGGUCGAGCCGAACUAUGAAUCUUUGGAACGCGGAGCCCAAGGACUCGUAGCAGGAAUAGGGAAUGUACUGCGAGUGGUUUCUUCGAACGCGAAAUUCAAAAAGCAGACACAGCCUGGUGAUCCUACAAAAAGUGGUAGACUUUUGACGUCACAUAAGAAAAUUUUGCGAGACUUGAUGAAUGCUACAGAACGAAUGGGAGAUGUUUUGUUGUCUAAAAUCGUUGUAGGAGGGAAAGGUUCCACUCUUGAAGGAGACACUAUGUCGUUGCUUCUCUCUAAAAAGAAGCCAGGAGCAUUAGCAGGAUCAAAGUUUGAUGAUAUGGGAGCCAGAUUUACUUUUCCAAAUGACGAAAAAGCCUUUGAAAAAGGCUCUACUGCUGUUGGUAUUCAGAUGCUCGUGACAAACUUUACGAUGUUUGCCUGGGACAAAACGUCAACAAAGGUGUCUUCUUUAGUCGUACACAUGAAAAUCAAGGACCGCUCUGGUAAUGAAAUUCCUUUGAAGAACCUUUCUUCUCCUGUGGAAAUCAGGCUACCUCAACGUGUCCAGUACGAUACACCAAGGAACAAUACUUAUAUUGUUGGGUUCGGAAGAACUGCUUAUCACAAGGUAGACAUUGAAGAUGAUGGAAUGAUGUUGGUGAUCAAAUUAAUUCCACAAGACAACAACACCAAAUUACUUUUAGCCGUAAAAUCCCAGGAACGACCAAGCAAUGAUGAAGAAUUCAAAUUUUCAUUUCCAAUGGAAUAUAAUACAAAAAAUGGCACUUCAAUUUAUAGUUAUUCAGAUCCUCACACUAUUCACAUCGGCAGCCCGUACGUCUCUAAGGCGGGGAGAUAUUACAUUGGUGUUCGUGUUGGAUUGGAAAUAAAUAAUCUUACAGUCAAUCAAACCCAUGGAAAAGUACAGGAUUCAGUGGGCAUUAUUUUACAUAAAGAGGUUGUGUAUGAGUUAGAAAUCAGAGCUUCAGGAUGUUUGUUUUGGAAACAGGAAGAAGAAAGGUGGAGUGAUUAUGGCUGCAAGGUAAGUCAGACAGAAAUGAAUUCAGUAGUGUGCCAAUGUAAUCAUCUGACAUCGUUCGCUUCCCAGCUUUACGUAGCUCCUAACCCAUUAGACUUUCAAAAAGUGUUUAUCGAGUUCUCUCGCCUUCAUGAGACGGGAAACGUUAUGACCUUCGUCGUCUUGGGCCUCGUGUUCUUAAUAUACGUACUUGUAGUACUAUGGGCUAGACGCGAAGACAGAAAAGACCAGCUGAAGGUUGGUCUGAAGCCUUUCCUUGGAAUUUGCACACCAGAAAGCUAUAAAUACCAUAUCUCAAUUUCUACUGGAAUUUGGAGAAAUUCAGGAACAACUGCAAAUGUCUACAUCAUUCUUUAUGGAGAUCUUGCAACGGGUCAGCCAAUCCACCUUAUCAAUCCAUCGUGUGUGCCAUUCUCACGAGGAAACACUGAUUACUUUCUCCUGUCGUUCCAAGAAAACUUGGGAAACAUCAAGAAAAUACGUAUAUGGCAUGAUAACUCUGGAGUCAACCCGUCGUGGUUUUUGAGUCAUGUUACUAUCCAAGCUGACGACAGCAAUGACGAUGUAUCAUUGUUUAUUUUUCAGCAGUGGAUUGCAGUAGAGAAAGGGGCUGGGUUCGUUGAUCGUACAAAAGGUGUUGCUUCAAAAGAGGACCUCAGGAAUCUUGGGACAUCAUUUUAUGGGAAACUUUCCGAACAAUUUGCUGAUGAACAUCUGUGGUUGUCCAUAUUUGCUCGAAGUCCUGAUUCUCAUUUUACAAGAGUACAACGAGUGAUGUGUUGUUUGUCCUUGAUUCUCAGCAUCAUGCUCUGUAACGCAAUGUUUUAUGAGUUUGCACCACAGCCUGAGAGAAAUAUUGCAAGCCUGUCACUCAAAAUGGGACCAAUAAGGCUAAACAUGCGUCAGUUGAUUGUUGCAGUUGAAAGUGCGUUGAUCAUUGCCCCGUUUCAUUUACUGAUUGCGCUGAUAUUUAAGAACACAUCUUCUGAAUUAUCCACGGAGUUCAUUCGUGACAAACGCUUUUCAUUUACGACACAAAAAAAGGAAGACAAAAGGAAGAAGACCAAAGAACGAAAGAUACUUCCAAGAAUAUUCGUACACAUUGCUUACCUCCUGUGCCUUCUUUCAGUGCUUGCGUCGUCUUCAUUCAUCGUCUUUUACUCGCUGUUUUGGGGUAGUUACAUCACUAAUCAAUGGAUUAUUACAAUCGUAAUGUCAUUAACGCUUGAUAUCUUCAUUGCAAAACCAGUAACAUUGGUUGGUUUAGUAUUAAUAGUGUCACUAUCAUGCCGCUGGCGUAUACAUAAACUCAAAAAGCCACAAAGUCUUGAACAAGAUGCCAUUUUCACGUUAGAAGACAUGGAUUUAAUCAAAAAUAGUAAUAGUUUUGUUGGUGCUCAUGGAACGGAGUUCCAGGAUCUCAUGCAGCCUCCAAACCCACCAACUCGACAACAGCUACAAAAAGCGAGACGUCUGCAACUUAUGAACGAAGAGCUCUAUUCAUGGUUAUGGGAUUUGGUGGUUUUACUUCCUUAUAUUGGCAUUUUGUUUGCCGUCUCCUAUGGAACUCGGGACAAGAAGCUUUAUACAGCUCCCAUGUCCAUAAAAAAUGCAUUCCAACAUYAAGGGGUUACGACAGAUACUUUCUUGGACUUCUGGCAAUGGUCUGAAGAAGUACUAAUUCCUGGAGUUUACGAAGACGCAACGAACAAAAGCGGUCCAGUAAACUUUGGUUACGUUCUUGCAGGACUACCAAAAGUAACCCAAAAGAGGGUAAUGAACUAUGAGUGCAGGAUCGAACAGCAGUUCAAGUCCAUGAUAAACAACUGCACUAUUCCCUACUCUCCAGGCUACGAAGAAAACAGAGAUUUCCUGCCCACGUGGAUUUUGCCGAAAUCAUCUACCAACAUAACGGGCUUCAACAUCAAGAAAUCUUUUCAAGGCGCAUGGACUUAUUCUCAUACUGGAAUCUUCUUCUGGAGCUAUGUAGGCAUUUUAAGGGUCUACCCGAGUGGAGGCUACCUUGCCAGGUUUGGGAGGUCUGCGGAAGACACAAGACGAUUAUUCAGGGAUUUACAGUUUUAUCAUUGGAUUGAUUUUAGGACGGCAGCGAUAUUUGUCAGCUUUACCUUGUUCAAUCCUUAUACCUCUCUUUUCGUUGCUGUAAAAAUUGCCUUUGAGAAAAAACUUGCAGGCGCGAUGGAAAUAACAUACAUUGUGCAACCUAUAGAUUUCUACGACGUUGGUGCAGGAUACGAGAUUGUGCUUUUGGUUUUCCAACUAUUUUUGCCAUUUUUCGUCAUAUAUUACAUAGUUGAGCAAGUACGAAAAAUGCGAAGAGGUUUGAUUGCUCAUUUUUCUGUGUUUUUCAACUGGGUGGAGUGUUCUCAGAUUUGCUGCACGAUUUGCUGGAUGGCAAUCCAUAUAUACCGAAUGGUACAAAUUGAUAACAAUUCUAAAAUUCUAUCUGAGGACAUUUUUCAAGACAACGACUUCGAAGUGGUAGUGUUGUUGAAUGAUAUCGAGAACACGCUGCUCGCAUUGAUGAUCUUUUUCAACACCUUAAAGCUUCUCCUUAUCAUCCAGUUCAGUCACGUCAAACAGUUCUUUGGAAUUCUGAGAUUCUCCUUCAAAGAGUUACUCUCAUACGUUGUAAUCCUUUGUGUAACGCUAUUUGCCUUUGCAGAUUCCGGGUUUCUUGUUUUUGGAGCCAAUAUUUAUAACUUUAGUGACGUCUUCAAAGCCUUGUCACAGCUUUGCGCCAUUAUYGUUGGAGGAAAAUUACAUCUGGAAGAGCUUGAGAACGCAAAUACGAUAUUGGGGCCAGGUUUCUUUGUCCUAUUCGCACUCCUGUCGAUGAUAUUUUUUGCAAAUGCAUUUAUAAUGAUACUCAUUCAUUACUACCGGGGUCAAAUCGAGAAGUUACGUAAUAUAUACGGUCUGGGAAGAUUUAUUGUGGAUCGCAUAAAGGAAGUUUGCGGAUUUGGAAAAACUGUUAUUCCAGACGAAUGGACAGAUGUGGAUGAAAUACGCCUCCAGUGUCACCUUGCUAAUGUAUUGGAUCUUUCUAAUACCAAGAUCAAGAGAGUAAUACAGCAGCAGAAAAAAUACCAUGGCUUGGUUAGUUAUAAAGAAAUCAAAUCCCAGAAAGUGCAAAAUUACUCGCACAAUAAAAGUUUAGCUUCCAUUUGCCUACGAGAUGAACAGUUGCCAAAUUUGAUAUUUGGAAACAAGCUAAAGGACAAAGAAAAAAGAUUUCAUUUUCAAGCUCAAAAAGUCAAACCAAACAUCGUGAAUACUACAAACAGUGUAGAAAGUACUGUUUCAUUCAAGUUUCAUCACAUGAGCGCCUUGUUUAAUAAUAUUUAUGCAGAAGAGGUCCUGGACRACAUUGAUACAGUUCUUCUUGGAAUUGCAAGUCGUAAACAGAAGGACAAGCUGCGCAUGCCACAAUCAAUCACAGAAAUAUUUGAGAUCAAGUUGCCCCAAGAGCAAUUACCAGAGUCUAUCACAGAAAUAUUUGGGAUGAAGCCAAAGGAACCCUUACCACAACCUAUCACAGAAAUAUUUGACAUGAAGUUGCCCCAGGAGCCAUUGCCACAAUCUGUCACAGAAAUAUAUUUUGGAUGA
Molecule: messenger RNA, 7134 nt
Organism: Actinia tenebrosa (Australian red waratah sea anemone)
Lineage: Eukaryota; Metazoa; Cnidaria; Anthozoa; Actiniaria; Actiniidae
Product: polycystin-1-like protein 2
Biological process (GO): detection of mechanical stimulus
Cellular component (GO): membrane
Molecular function (GO): calcium channel activity; protein binding
Source: RefSeq, a predicted model, not a curated record